AAAAAGUAGGGCUACCUACCAAAUCCAGCACUAACUUAAUUACAAACCAAUAGUCCUAAUAUUUUCUCUACCAACUCAGUCAAAUAUUACUCGAUCUCCAUUAUACUCCAUAUAUAUAUACUUAUAUUAUAUGGUUGGAUUAAUGUGAGUCAAUUUGACCCACUCACAUAUUUUUCUCCUUAACCCAACAUUUAUAUUCUCUAAAAAGAAAUACACCCUUUAUUAUUCUCAUCAUCUAAACACCCCUAGUUUUGUCAUACUCCCUGUCUCUCUCUCUAGAAAUAUUAUACGCUAAAAAGAAAGAAAAUAGGGUUAGAAUUGAAGAUGGGUAGAUCUCCAUGUUGUGAGAAAGAACACACCAACAAAGGUGCAUGGACUAAAGAGGAAGACGAGCGUCUCGUUAAUUAUAUCAAAGUUAAUGGUGAAGGUUGUUGGAGGUCUCUUCCAAAAUCCGCCGGUUUACAAAGAUGUGGAAAGAGUUGCAGAUUAAGAUGGAUAAACUAUCUUAGACCGGAUCUAAGGAGAGGCAAUUUCAGUGACGAAGAAGACGAACUCAUAAUUAACCUUCAUAGCUUGCUUGGUAACAAGUGGUCUCUGAUAGCUGCAAAAUUACCAGGAAGAACGGAUAAUGAGAUAAAGAACUACUGGAACACCCACAUCAAAAGAAAGCUUAUUAGUCGAGGAAUCGAUCCGCAAACUCACCGUUUAGUCAAUUCAACCAUUACCACUACCAAUGAUAACGCUACAAGUGGUACAACGAAGAAUAUGUUAUGCAACAAUGAUAACAAGAGAAAUAAGAGUAAUACUAGUAAUGGUUUCCAAUUGAUGAACGUACAAGGUUCAACAUUACAUUUUGGCCUAGGAUCAAACCUCGAGUACGAGGUUUCAGCAAGUACAAGUGAUGGCAAAUAUUAUUGCACUAGUUUCCCAACUAUUACAAGGUCCAAUAAUAUUAAUAUUAGUGAACGUGGACAUUCUAAUAGUAGUAGUAACAGUGUUGUGAGUAUGGAACAAGGUGGUUACAAAGAAAUUAACCUCGAUUUGUCUAUUAGCCUCCCUGCCUCGUCCAAGAUUAAUUCGAUUAAUCAUGAAAUUAUCAAGAGUGAAGAAGAACAAUAUAUGACGACUUACCAAUAUAUCGGGCGUGGUACAAGAAUGCCAGUUUUAAGUAGUAUAGACGGAAGUGUAUGUUUGUGUUACAAUUUAGGGUUUCAGAAGAAAGGUAACCAGCAGUGUAGUAACUGUGCUAUGCCAAUUGUCGAUCAAUUAUGAAUAUAGGAAAAUUUGGUAUUUACUA
Spinacia oleracea (spinach) is the source of this 1297-nucleotide messenger RNA. Its product is annotated as myb-related protein 330. The transcript has 3 exons. NCBI's taxonomy places the organism in Eukaryota, Viridiplantae, Streptophyta, Magnoliopsida, Caryophyllales, Amaranthaceae. Bases 325 to 1272 code for a protein of 315 amino acids. The record is from RefSeq and is a predicted model, not a curated record.